AUGGCCAGCCGACUGCAUUUGCUCGCAGAGCAACUACAAUUGUCCAUUGUUGAGCGCCAGCGCUUAACUGCUGCGGGGAUUGACACUUCGCCGGACGACGAUGACGAGAUGUAUCGGUCUCUCGCUACGCUCCAGCAAGGACUUCGCAAAUUGUCAGGCAAUGGCUCUAUAUACUUGACAGAGGCACAAGAAGACGAGCUUUCGCAAUUGAAGCAAAAAUGCGCCAAGCUUUGCGCAUUGCUCCCAGGUUCGAUUUUGGAUCUUCAAGAACCUUAUCGCGACAACCUUGACAGCUCUGCGAAGUCACCGAAGGAUAAUGUCGCGUCGAAGAAGAGGGACUUGCUCGAUACGAGCUCGACCAGGAAAAGCGUGCGCUUUAGUGACCAUCCCUCGCAUGAUAGUGCUUCCAAUGAGGACUUGCUGCAAGCACAAUCUGUGGUCAUGGCGGCACAAGAUCAAUCAUUAGAUGUUCUAUCGACGUCAAUAUCUCGGCAACGUGAGCUGAGCAUACAGAUCGGCGAUGAGCUUGAUGGACAAAGCGGCUUAUUGAACGAAGUUGAUGACAUGGUGACGCGCAGUGCGAGCCGGCUUGACUCUGCGAAUCGCAGACUGACUUCCUUCACGCGGGCGGCGCGGGAGAACAGCAGACUCACGGCAAUAUUUCUGCUUAUCCUUGUGCUGUUCUUGCUUCUCAUUGUCCUUUGA
Protomyces lactucae-debilis is the source of this 705-nucleotide messenger RNA. RefSeq lists its product as uncharacterized. Bases 1 to 705 code for a protein of 234 amino acids. The record is from RefSeq and is a predicted model, not a curated record. Lineage: Eukaryota; Fungi; Ascomycota; Taphrinomycetes; Taphrinales; Protomycetaceae. The transcript has a single exon.